GGGUUCCUCAAACCCAGCAAAUUUGGGUUCUAGGUUCGACAGAACCCAACAAAUUUGGGUGCGACGAAACCCAGCCUGGGCUCCACCGAACCCAGCAGAUCUGGGUUCGAAGGAACCUAGUUUGCUGGAUUUGAGGAAACCCAAUAGAUGGGUUCCAUCAAACUCGAGCUGGGUUCCCUUAAACCCAGAUCAGCUGGGUUUGAGGGAACCCAACAACACAGAGGAGGAAAAGGAAGAAAGAAAGGAAGAAGAUGGAUCAAAAGAGAGGAAAAAGAUGGAUCAAGAAAGGAUGCUGUUCUCGACGGUAUUGAUUUCGACAUCGAGGGAGGGACGAACCUGCACUGGGGUGAUCUCGCAAACUACCUUUCCGAAUACAGUGAUCAGGGGAAGACAGUUUACUUGACGGCGGCUCCUCAGUGCCCUUUCCCUGACGCCUGGCUAGGGGAUGCCCUGAAAACCGGUCCUUUUGACUACGUCUGGGUCCAAUUCUACAACAACCCUCCAUGCCAAUACACAUCCGGAAACACUGCAAAUUUAGUUGAUGCCUGGAAUCAAUGGACUCAAGAUAUUCAGGCAACUCAAAUUUUCUUGGGACUUCCGGCAUCCCCUGAGGCUGCCGUAAGUGGGUUCAUUCCGGUAGACGAUCUCACGUCUCAAGUGCUUCCCGCCAUCAAAGGAGCUUCAAAGUAUGGAGGCGUGAUGCUGUGGUCAAAAUACUUUGAUGACCAAACUGGGUACAGUUCCUCCAUUAAAAACGCUGUCUAAUAUUGUAAUUUCAGUUCGAAUUUCCAUUGGUAAAUCGUAAUAAUACCACUACUUGCAUGCAAUAAAAAAAAAAUAUUACUUAUUUUCUUGUACUAUUGACUAUUGUGAUCCCCCUGGGCGUUAAUGGAAUUUU
This is a messenger RNA of Rubroshorea leprosula, 898 nucleotides long. NCBI's taxonomy places the organism in Eukaryota, Viridiplantae, Streptophyta, Magnoliopsida, Malvales, Dipterocarpaceae. The record is from the annotation of a GenBank genome assembly.